Messenger RNA from Diachasma alloeum, 1023 nucleotides. RefSeq lists its product as uncharacterized. Bases 1 to 1023 code for a protein of 340 amino acids. NCBI's taxonomy places the organism in Eukaryota, Metazoa, Arthropoda, Insecta, Hymenoptera, Braconidae. The record is from RefSeq and is a predicted model, not a curated record. The transcript has a single exon.
AUGGUGCAUCACAGAAUCAGCACAACAAUCUCUUCUCGUUUGAAUAACUUCAAGAAAGAAUUGAAUUUCUUGAUUGUCCCAAGGAUUUCAUCUCUCGUUCCCAGUGAACAGAUUGAUAGAGAAUCACUAGAAAUUCCCAAGAAUUUGCCUCUAGCAGACGCGGAUUUCCACAGACCUUCUCCGAUCCAGGUCUUGCUGGGGUCCAGCACCUCCAUCUCCGUCCUCAGUAUAGGACAAGUCAAGGUUCCCAACGCAGGGGAUAUCUAUCUUCAAAAAACCCUAUUUGGCUGGAUUGUUUGUGGCAGCAUGAACAACGAGUUUGAUUACGUUCAAGCUAAAUGUCACUUCACUGAAAUUGUCGAUGAAUUCAAAAAAUUUUGGGAAAUUGAAGACAUCGGGCUCAAAGAGAGCCGACAAUCAGAAGUAGAAGCAGCCUGCCAGGCUCACUUCCAACAGCACGUGUCACGUAAUUCUGAAGGACGGUAUGUCGUGGCACUCCCCUUCAAUGAGAAGAAAGAUCAACUUGGCACAUCUUUUCUUCAGGCGAAACGUCGCUUACUCUCUCUAGAAAGGAAAUUCAAAUGGAAUUCCAAACUCGCAGAAGACUACACCAAGGUCAUCAAUGAAUACAAAGAACUUGGUUAUAUGAAGAAGAUCAACACAGAAAUAGAAGAUGGUUUCUACCUCCCGCACCACGCAGUCUUCAAGGACACCAGCCUCACCACCAAGACCAGAGUGGUCUUUGAUGGCUCAGCACGUUCCAGUACUGGUGUCUCCCUCAACGAUGCUCUCAUGGUUGGUCCAACCAUUCAGGACGACAUUCUCGGUCUGGUAUUACGAUUCAGACUCCAUAACUACAUCUUCACUGGCGACAUCGAGAAGAUGUAUCGUCAGGUGCUCAUCCGACCUGAAGACACAAAGUAUCAACGCAUACUCUGGCGAGAAAACAACGAGAUCAUGACUUAUGAGCUGCAAACUGUCACAUUCGGCCGNUCAACCAGUCCAAUGUCGUGCCCUAAUUGA